UUCACUCAGACUCAUGUCCAUCGAGUCAGUGAUGCCAUCCAGCCAUUUCAUCCUCUGAUAGCUAGGUGCUAGCUGGAGAACAGAUAAAUCCAGCUCAUAUUUUAAACAACAGGAUGCUAACUCAGUAUUAGUGCCUUAAAGUAAAAUGGUUUAUAAGAGAAAAUGGUCUCUCAAAUGUUCUGAUGGAAUCAGAGAUGCAUGGCUAAUAAUACCCAGUCAGCCAGGUUUCCUGACUCUUCACUGAAACACCCUGAAUGAAGACUAGGAGUAGAGUGUACUGUGCUAUGUGUACAAAUCGCAGAGUUAUUACAGAGCAAGGAGUGAAAAGUUGUGUUGUGGAUUCAGAGGCAACCAGAGAAGGCAUCAGAGAAAGCAGUAUCCAAACACAGACUCCACAAGAUCAGUGAGACCUUGAGAGACGGGCAAAGAAAACGGUUUGAGUUGAUCUGGUUAAUCUUUAAUGGAUGUUAAAAAGUAUGAAGACUCUGUUUCUUUCUCUAACAGGUGUUGGGGUUGAUGACAUGUUUAUCAUGAUUUCUGCCUGGCAGAAGACCAGCCUCACGGAUAGCAUAAGCGAGCGGAUGUCCGAUGUCUAUUCAAAAGUGGCAGUGUCCAUUACGAUCACCACCGUGACCAAUGUCCUGGCCUUCUAUACAGGAAUUAUGACCUCUUUCAAGUCCGCACAAUACUUUUGCAUCUAUACAGUAACAACCCUGCUCUUCUGUUAUUUUUAUAGCAUCACCUGUUUUGGAGCAUGUAUGGCCCUGGAUGGGAAAAGAGAAGUAGUCUGUCUGUGCUGGCUGAAGAAGCCAGAAACGCCUAACCAAAAAUGUUCUUCAUUAAAAAAGUCCUGCUGCCUCCCAGGUAAUUCUCUCCAAGAUGAAUAUAAAGCUGACAUCCACCCAAUGAAUCUGUUCUUUAGAGACUAUUUUGGUCCUUUUCUCACAAGCACCAAGUCCAAGAUUUUUGUAGUGCUCCUAUAUGUUUCGUACAUCAUAACUAGUUUAUAUGGGUGUUUCCGAGUGCAGGAAGGUUUAGACCUCCGAAAUUUGGCAAGUGACGACUCCUACAUCACACCAUAUUUUAAUGUAGAAGGAGAACAUUUUUAUACUUAUGGUCCCAGGGUUAUGGUAAUCAUUACUGAGGUUCUUGACUACUGGGAUAAAGAUGCUAGGCAAAAACUGGAAAAAUGUCUGGCAGAUUUUGAAAACAAUGAGUAUGUAGAUGAAAACCUUACAGAGUUUUGGUUACGAGAAUAUGUAAAAUAUAUGGAAAACCUCCGUCAAGAUAUAAAUGAUAAGACAGCGUUUCUAAGCAAUAUUCCCACUUUUUUAAUGGAAUUUCCACUUUUUUCAUAUGAUAUUAAUAUAACAUCAUCACAGGAAAUCAUUUGUUCCCGGGCCUUCGUUCAAACCAUGGGUAUUUCUUCUUCAACCAGUAAGAAGCUGAUGUUGCUCCAGUUCCAAGACAUGGCUGAGAAGUGUGAGGUUCCCCUGAUGGUGUACAACUCGGCAUUCAUAUAUUUUGAUCAGUUUUCUGCAAUAGUAGAGAACACUGUGCGAAAUGUGAUUGUUACCUCCGCAGCUAUGUUCAUUGUUUCCUUAUUAUUAAUUCCUCAUCCCCUGUGUUCUUCGUGGGUAACUUUUGCUAUUGCUUCUAUGAUUGUGGGCGUCACGGGUUUUAUGGCCUUCUGGAAUGUCAACCUUGACUCCAUAUCCAUGAUUAAUCUUGUCAUUUGUAUAGGGUUUUCUUUUGACUUUUCUGCUCACAUUUCCUAUGCCUUUGUUUCCAGUUCAGAGCCCUUGGUAAACCGAAAAGCCAUCGAGGCCCUGUAUCUGCUGGGCUACCCCGUGUUACAGAGUGCAGUUUCAACAAUAAUAGGGGUGUGUGUCCUGUCUGCAGCUAAAGCAUACAUCUUCAGGACAUUUUUCAAGAUUAUGUUUCUUGUGAUGGUAUUUGGAGCUGCUCAUGGUCUAAUUUUUAUCCCAGUAUUCUUAACCUUUUUUUGAAAGUUACUUUGAAUCGGUCGGUCUGUCUGUUCAGUCCUCAGUCGUGUCCGACUCUUUGCGACCCCAUGAAUCGCAGCAUGCCAGGCCUC
Molecule: messenger RNA, 2098 nt
Organism: Bubalus bubalis (water buffalo)
Lineage: Eukaryota; Metazoa; Chordata; Mammalia; Artiodactyla; Bovidae
Product: patched domain-containing protein 3-like
Exons: 1
Coding region: 465-2009 (514 amino acids)
Cellular component (GO): membrane
Source: RefSeq, a predicted model, not a curated record